AUGGAGGAGACAUCUUACCGGCUUUGGGUCAUUCACUCAGGUAAAGUCCACGGUUCCCUGGCUCGUGCCGGUAAGGUCAAGUCGCAAACCCCCAAGGUUGCCAAGCAGGAGAAGAAGAAGAAGCUCACUGGUCGUGCCAAGAAGCGCGAUACCUACAAGCGCAGAUUCGUUAACGUUACCAACGCUCCCGGUGGCAAGCGUCGCAUGAACGUCAACCCCGAGUCUACCAAGGGUUAA
This is a messenger RNA of Linnemannia hyalina, 237 nucleotides long. The record is from the annotation of a GenBank genome assembly. NCBI's taxonomy places the organism in Eukaryota, Fungi, Mortierellomycota, Mortierellomycetes, Mortierellales, Mortierellaceae.